Molecule: messenger RNA, 3313 nt
Organism: Oryza brachyantha (malo sina)
Lineage: Eukaryota; Viridiplantae; Streptophyta; Magnoliopsida; Poales; Poaceae
Product: valine--tRNA ligase, mitochondrial 1-like
Exons: 20
Coding region: 1-3120 (1039 amino acids)
Biological process (GO): valyl-tRNA aminoacylation
Cellular component (GO): cytosol
Molecular function (GO): ATP binding; aminoacyl-tRNA deacylase activity; valine-tRNA ligase activity
Source: RefSeq, a predicted model, not a curated record
AUGCAGCAACUUGACAAGAAAAAGUUAGAACGGAAACUGAAGAAACAUCAGAAGGCUAGAGAGAAAGAAGAGAAAAGACUUAAAGCAAAACAAAAGGAGGCAGCUAUGUUUCAGGCGCAAGCAGCUUUAUAUGUACUCAAGAAGGCUGAGAAGAAACAUAGGGAAAAAGUUGUGGAGGAUGAAAAUUCUGAGGAUUUUAUUGAUCAAGAGACUCCUAAUGGGCAGAAGAAACUGCUUGCACCUCAGAUGGCCGAGCAGUAUAGUCCAAGAAUGGUUGAGAAAUCAUGGUAUGCCUGGUGGGAAUCAUCAGGAUUUUUUGGGGCAGAUUCUGCAAGCACAAAACCACCAUUUGUUAUAGUUAUGCCACCUCCAAAUGCGGCUGGAGCUCUUCACAUAGGCCAUGCUCUUACGGUGGCUAUAGAGGAUGCCCUGAUACGCUGGCGGAGGAUGUCAGGUUAUAAUGCUCUAUGGGUCCCUUGGGUGGACCAUGCUGACAUUGCUACACAGUUUGUAGUAGAAAGGAAGCUUAUGCGUGAAAGGAAUCUGACAAGGCAUGACAUAGGGCCUGAAAAUUUUGUUUCUGAAGUUCUUAAAUGGAAAGAACAGUAUGGUGGUACCAUAUUUAAUCAAUUGCGCCGGCUUGGGGCCUCACUUGAUUGGUCUCGUGAGGUUUUGCAAAGGUCAAAUGCCGUAACUGAAGCUUUUGUAAGGUUAUACAAGGCCGGCCUGAUAUUUAGAGAUUAUCGCCUUGUGAAUUGGGACUGCACACUUCUAACUUCAAUUUCUGACAUAGAGGUUGAUCAUAUUGAUCUUAAAGAAGAAACAAUGUUAAAGAUUCCUGGUUAUGCUACUCCUAUACAGUUUGGUGUGUUGAUAUCUUUUGCCUAUCCUCUUGAAGAAGGACUAGGUGAGAUUGUCGUUGCAACAACUAGAAUUGAAACAAUGCUCGGUGAUACAGCAAUAGCUGUUCAUCCUGAGGAUAAAAGGUAUCAGCAUCUGCAUGGACGGUAUGCAGUUCACCCCUUCAAUGGCCGAAAACUCAAAAUAAUUUGUGACGCUGAGAUGGUUUAUCCCACUUUCAGUACUGGGGCUGUCAAGAUUGCACCUGCCCAUGACCCAAAUGACUUUGAGGUUGGAAGGCGGAAUAACCUUCAGUUCAUCAAUAUCUUCACAGAUGAUGGGAAAAUAAACAGCAAUGGCUGUGCACAAUUUGAAGGAAUGCCAAGAUUCACUGCUCGAGUUUGCAUUAUUGAGGCACUGAAGGCAAAGGGCUUGUACAAGGGUACAAAGAAGACCGAAAUGAGUUUGGGCAUUUGUUCAAGAAGUAAUGAUGUAGUGGAGCCUAUGAUAAAAUCCACCCAGUGGUUUGUUAAUUGUAACACUAUGGCCAAGGUAGGCCUUGAUGCUGUAAGGUCUAAGAAGAUUGAGAUCAUUCCCCAGCAGUACGAACAAGACUGGUAUAGAUGGCUUGAAAAUAUAUGUGAUUGGUGUGUUUCAAGGCAACAUUGGUGGGGACACCGUGUACCUGCAUGGUAUGUGGCAUUUGAAGAUGACCAGGCAAAAACUCUAGCUUCCGACAAUGACCGCUGGAUAGUCGCAAAAAAUGAAAGUGCUGCAAAUCUUGAGGCACAGAAAAGGUAUCCAGGAAAGAAAUUCCUCCUAAAUCAGGAUCCUGGUGUGCUAGACACAUGGUUUUCAUUUGCCCUCUUGCCCUUAACAGUACUGGGUUGGCCAGAUGAUACUGCUGAUCUCCGUACUUUCUAUCCUACUUCGAUGCUAGAAGCUGGACUUGAUAUUCCCUUAUUUUGGGUAGCACAGAUGGUGAUGAUAGGAACACAGCUUGGCGGUGAUGUGCCGUUUCAGAAGGUUUAUUUGCAUCCUUUUAUCUGCGAUACACAUGGCCGGAAAAUGUGUAAAUCACUUAGUAAUGCCAUUGAUCCUCUUGAGGUGAUAAAUGGAAUGACACUCAAGAGUCUUGUAAAACGUCAGAAAGAAGGUAAUCUGGAUCCAGAUGAAUUAAACAUUGAACGGAAGCUGAAAGAUUAUCCUGAUGGUAUUGCUGAAUGUGGUACUGAUGCCCUCCGUUUUGCACUGAUUUCUUACACUUCUCAGUCUGACAGGAUAAAUCUUGAUAUCAAGAGAGUGGUUGGAUACCGAAAAUGGUGCAAUAAAUUGUGGAAUGCCAUCCGUUUUGCCAUGGGCAAGCUUGGUGAUAAUUACAGUCCGCCUGCAACUGUUGAUAUGUCUAUCAUUCCACCAAUAUGCAAGUGGAUACUUUCAGCACUAAACAAGGCUACUGGCAAAACUGUUACCUCUUUAGAAGCAUACAAAUUCUCUGAUGCAACAUCUGCUAUAUACUCUUGGUGGCAAUACCAGCUAUGUGAUGUAUUUAUAGAAGCUAUAAAACCUUACUUCAACGAAACUCAAGAAUUUGAAUCAGCAAGAUCUGCCUCCAGAGAUACUCUAUGGGUUUGCCUGGACACUGGUUUGCGCUUGCUCCAUCCAUUCAUGCCUUACUUAACAGAAGAGCUCUGGCAGCGUCUUCCGCAGCCCAAAUAUUCUUGUAGGCGGGAUUCAAUUAUGAUUGCGGAAUAUCCAUCUCUUGUUGAGGAAUGGACUAAUGACGGUCUUGAAAAUGAAAUGGACAUUGUCUUGGAUGCCGUGAACAAAAUAAGGUCUCUGAAGGCACCAACAGGAAGAAAUGAAAGACGGCCUGCUUUUGCGCUCUGCCGAGGCCAAGAUAUCACUGCCACUAUUCAAUGUCAUCAAUCUCUAAUUGUGUCUCUUUCUUCAAUAUCGCUCCUCGAGAUACUGACAGAGAAUGACGAAAUUCCAGCUGAUUGUGCAAUUGCUAUUGUUAACAAAGAUUUGUCGGUGUACCUUGAGCUUCAAGGAGCCCUAAAUUCAGAAGCUGAGCGCGAAAAGCUAAGGAAGAAAAGAGAUGAAAUUCAAAUGCUACAACAUUCUGUGACACGCAAGAUGGAUGCUUCUGGUUAUCGUGAGAAGGCACCUCAAAGUGUCCAGCAAGAGGACAUCAGAACACUCGCAGCUUUGUUGGGACAACUGGAAGUCAUAACUGAAGCUGAAAAGAAAUUGGAUGCCAAAACCGACAAUAACUGACCAUGAUGAUAAUUAUACUAGGUAGCGGUGGUAGUGGCCGCAGUGCGCAGCUAAAAUAACGCAACACACAAUUGCAGAAGCUACGUGCAGAAUAGCGGCCACUAUUUAGAAGUUGUGUAAAUGAUAAUUUGAGUAAAUUAAGCACUAUAUAAUUUAGAUAUAAUAGAAAAUGGAGAGCUCAUGGUAUCGUGCC